Molecule: messenger RNA, 942 nt
Organism: Anarrhichthys ocellatus (wolf-eel)
Lineage: Eukaryota; Metazoa; Chordata; Actinopteri; Perciformes; Anarhichadidae
Product: FGFR1 oncogene partner-like
Exons: 6
Source: RefSeq, a predicted model, not a curated record
GACAUGGUCCUGGUCCUGUGAGGACAUUUCAUAGAGAAUGUGAGGAACAUAUUUGGAACGUAAGGACGUUCAUUAGAAGUGGACUUUUUCUACAGAAACCAUGUUUGUGGAAAGUGAGGACGAGACUUUCAUCGUCAUUGUCCCUUAUUGUCUUUGUCCUAUCUGUCUGUCUCUCUGGUCUCAGUCUGUCUGUCCUACCUGCUGAGGAUCGUCUCUCUGAGCUCAGGAAGGUGGAGUCCUCCAGGACCAGAGGGAGUCCAGCAGGGUCCCUGUCAGAGGCCCCGAGAUCAGGACCAGGACCAGGAGGAGGAAGUAGCAACUCAGAGCAGAGCCACAGCAGGAACGGAGCCUCCAGAGGGUUCAGAGACUCAAAGGCCCCCAACGAUAAAACCGGAUCUCUGCAUUUAGAAGACGACGUCGAAUACGACGACGACUUCAACAGCCAUCGGUCGGACCUCUCGAAGAGCGAGCUCAGUAUCGGGGAGGAGAUCGAGGAAGUCUCCAUCGAGGGGCCCGACGUCAGCGACAAGUUUGAUGAAAGCACUCAGGACCUGAGCGUCUCUCAGCUCAGUCAGAGUCACGGAGCCGACUACAUGGAGGAGGUGGCCUGAGACUCCCAUCAUGCACCUCUUCCUUCUCCUCCAUAUUGAAGUGUGUAGGCCUUCUAAUAAUAAAUGGAUUUGUAUUUCACGUGUUGUGUCUCUGUGAGGUUGUUGAAGGUUUGAUGUGACGUUUCUAAUCUUUUAUCUUUAAUUUAAAACGUCUGAAGUAGAAAGAAGUAAGAGGACGUCUGGAGGACUUUAUGAAAAUAUGAACUGAAUUCAACAGCAGCGUUAUCAUUUUCAUCAGUUAAAAUUAAAAUGCAAAAAGCUGUUUUGUAAUUUUUUUCACCCAGAAGUGUGACGUGAUGAAACUUGUAGAAUUAAAUUUGCAUAAGUUUCA